Monoraphidium neglectum is the source of this 954-nucleotide messenger RNA. RefSeq lists its product as hypothetical. The coding region runs from base 1 to 954 and encodes 317 amino acids. The record is from RefSeq and is a predicted model, not a curated record. NCBI's taxonomy places the organism in Eukaryota, Viridiplantae, Chlorophyta, Chlorophyceae, Sphaeropleales, Selenastraceae. The transcript is spliced from 2 exons.
AUGCACACCAGUGCCCCUGGCCCCGCGCCCGGCACGGCGCUCGCCUCCGACUCGCGCUCGCUCGCGGCCGCGCUGCGCGACGCCUCGGUGUCGCGCGUGCUCAUCGCCGCGCGGCGCCUCACAUUGGACCCGGUCGACUUUGGUCUCCGACCCCGCAUCGUCAUAUCGAGGCCGGUGGAGAUCUCCGCCUGCUCACCUGAGCCAAACAGGCCCGCGGCGCGCGGCGGCGGAGGGAUACUCGACCUGGUCGGAGGCCGCUCAGCCGACCUUGCCGCCGUCGCCGCCGGCGGCGCCCUCGCGCUCUCCGGCCCCGCGCCGCGCGGCGCCGGCGCUCCUGCCACGCCGACGGCAUCUUACGGCGAGCGGCCGGAGGGGGGCACGCUGCUGCUGGGGCUGUUUGACGUGCGCAGCUUCGGGGCGGUGACGCUGCGUGACGUCAUCGUCCGGUCAAACAGCCGGGUCAACACGACGCUGUCCCUCCUGGGUUACCCGGCCGCCGCGCGGCCCCAGAUUCAGCCUCUUGUGCGGCGAGGCGCGGCUGUGCUGAUUCCUCAUUGGUCGCUGAAGCAGGCAGCCCGGCCCGCGGGCGCGCGCGGUAGCGCCGACGCAGGCCUGCGCAUGCAUGGCGCACACGACGCCCCCGCGCGCGAGCGGCGGCUGCGGGGGCGGCGUCUGAAGGCGGCAGGCCCAGGUGGAGCGGACGCCGCCGCUGCAGCUGAAACUGGCGGCGGCGGCGGAGCGAGCGGCGGCGGCGUGGCGUGCCGCAGCGGGGACGAGCUGCAGCGGCUGCUGCAGGACCCCUCUGUGUCGCGCAUCGCGCUGCUUGGGGGGCCGAUUGCGCUGGACGGCCCGGCGUGGCGCACGGGGGCCGGCUUGAGCAUCACCCGGCAGGUGGGUGAGAUGGCGUGCGCGGGUGCUUGUGCUCAACGGCAUCCGCUGGCGUUGCGGGCGUGA